Didymella exigua CBS 183.55 is the source of this 2473-nucleotide messenger RNA. RefSeq lists its product as uncharacterized. Bases 198 to 2387 code for a protein of 729 amino acids. The record is from RefSeq and is a predicted model, not a curated record. The transcript is spliced from 3 exons. Lineage: Eukaryota; Fungi; Ascomycota; Dothideomycetes; Pleosporales; Didymellaceae. Gene Ontology annotation, cellular component: nucleus.
GUCGACGCAUCCUGCCGAGUUGUCCGAAAGCUCGAGGCAACGGGCGUGGCUCGAAACGGAGGCAUCGCGAGACAAGACGCUGGUUGAGCGCGGUUGACGAGGCAGUCGGUCGUCACAGUGGGCGCGAGUAAGGAUGAAGGGUCUUCGGUGUGCUCGAACUGGGCGCGCAAUCCGAGGACGUGGCCAGCAGCUGCAAGAUGCAUCGCGCAGGUGUUAAAGCACGGCUGGGAGUGCAAUUAGACUACUGUACGCACAUCGACCGCUGUGCUGCUGGUGCGCGUGUGGCGCUGGAUUCCCACGAGACUUCGCCGCCUCCCCUCUCCCACUCGCCGCGCGAAUCCACCGCAGCGAGCACUCCCGUCACCACUCCCACCCAGCACCCCGUCUCGCCACACUUUGGCCGUGCCGCCAAGACCUCGCCCUCGCUCUCCUACGCCUGGCAGCGCAAGCCGCACGAGCUUGUGCCCAGCCGUGAGCCUGAAUUCGAUCUUCUCUUCGAAGACUCGGGCGACUGCAGCAUCCCGUUGUUCCCCGCGAGCCCAGCGCAGCACAGCAGCUUCCUGGGCAACAUGGCACAAACCGCCACGCCCAUCGAUAUCCAGACGCCCCCGCGUUAUGGCUCCAACUCGCCGCAGAACCUGACGUCGAACCUGACGUCGGCCCUGCGCGAGGCUGAGGCCAACCGCGACUUCAGCCAGACGCCCAGCCAGCUCGACCCCAACGGCAACGGCUUCCAGUUCCGUGACGGCCGCCCCGGCAUGUCUGAGCGCCACGGCUCCAUCAGUAACAUGCUGGGCACCUCAUUCUACGGCAGCGGUGCGCGUCCCAUCUCCAUGCGGGACCGCGGGCGCCGUGAGAGCACCAAUAUGGGCAGCUUCAACGGAGGCAUGAGCUGGGGCGGUGUCUCAGUUGGGUCUUGGAUCCGCGAUGACAUCAUGAUGGCCGGUACCUCGCCCGCGCCCAUGAACAUGGGCCAGUCGCCGUCCUUCCACUCCUCCUCGUAUCUCCCCAAGAUGGAGGCAGCCUUCAUGAAGGACUUCACCUGCUGUGGCCUCACACUGGCUUCGCUGCAUGACCUGCUCCAGCACUUCGAGGAGACCCACGCCAACGCUCCCGCAGCCCGCAACUCGCAACCUGCCAACAACGGCAUCCCCCAAGUUUCUGGCGCGCCUGCACCUUCAAUUGCCCCUGGACAGACACAAGGCGAGCCUGCGAUGAACACACAAAUGGGCUUCCACCCACGCUCAGGCUCGAUGGGAGGCCAGCGUCAGCGCCUGAACUCGAUCAGCCGCUCCAACCUCUCCACUGUCCAGGACAUGGACACUUUGGACGACAUGGACAUGGACAUGGACGGCUUUGACAACCUGGCUCCUAUUGAGGAGGCACCAUCACAGUACCCCGUGCAGCAGCCUCAGUUUGGCCACCAACAAAGCCAGCUGCCUCAGCUCAACGUCAAUCUCGCCAACAACAUGCAGAACCACCAGGGUCUGAGGACAUCAACACCCUCAACACCCUCGGCCUCACAACAGUUCAACUUCAACAACAAUCCCACCGUCUCUUCCGUAAACACGCCCACGCUCGGCACGGUGCCUAUGCAAAAUCACAACCUGACUUCGCCCGAGUCCUCGCACCCUGGCACACCAGCUGAGCUCGACAUGGACUUCAACACCUUCAACCCCAUGAUGGGCAUGGACAUGGGUAUGAACGGUAUGAACGGCAUGAACGGAAUAAACGGCAUGAACGGCAUGAACGGCAUGAACAUGAACUUUGGCAACGGCAACUUCGGCAUGUCGGCGUUUGAUAAUAACGGCACCAUCGACCAGCCUGGCAAGCGCCUCUUCAGCAAGCAAGGUGGCGGUCUCAACCAGGCCCAGCUGCAAGCGGCCCUCAAGAACUACCAGCUUGGUGGCGCUGAUCAGAGCGAGCUCGCGCGUAGGAUUCGCGAGCAGCAAAUGCUCAACGGCGCAAGCAUUCCUCAGUUCCCCUUCCCCGAGGAGGUCAAGCCUUUCAGGUGUCCGGUCAUUGGCUGCGAGAAGGCCUACAAGAACCAGAACGGUCUGAAGUACCACAAGCAGCACGGUCACCAGAACCAACAGCUCAAGGAGAAUGACGAUGGCACGUUCUCGAUUGUCGACCCCCUCACUUCUAUCCCUUACCCCGGAACUGUCGGUAUGGAGAAGGAGAAGCCUUAUCGCUGCGAAGUAUGUGGCAAGCGAUAUAAGAACCUCAACGGGCUCAAGUACCACCGCUCUCACGCUCCUCACUGCAACCCCGAGCUUGCGCUACAGAAGCUGGGGCUUGCACCAAACAUGCAGAGCCUUCAGAACCUGCAGAACGCCAAUGUUGCAGGUGCUGGAAUGGGUGGCAUUGAUCCCUCCAUGUUCUAGAGCGCUUGCGCCCUAUCUUGGUUCUUCGUUUUCGCUUGGUCUUUCGUGCAGGCGCAUUGCACCUUCACUUCAUAAUACCCGAUUGC